Messenger RNA from Nymphaea colorata (pocket water lily), 1814 nucleotides. Its product is annotated as probable inactive shikimate kinase like 1, chloroplastic. NCBI's taxonomy places the organism in Eukaryota, Viridiplantae, Streptophyta, Magnoliopsida, Nymphaeales, Nymphaeaceae. Bases 599 to 1558 code for a protein of 319 amino acids. The transcript has 11 exons. The record is from RefSeq and is a predicted model, not a curated record. Gene Ontology annotation, cellular component: chloroplast.
CAAUCAUUCUUCUUUGCAGAGUUCAGUUGGUUUUAAUUCUUCACCUGCAGAGAGAAGAAGAAGAAGAAGAAGGAGAAGAAUGGGGAAGAUCUGUUGUCAGGAUACAGAUGAUGGAUUUGAGAUACCAUGGAUGGGAAUUGUGGUUGCUUUCCUCAUAGCAAUGGUCUUCCUCCUCCUCUGCAUGCCUCGCCGCAGAGUCGCCGUCUACCACUGCCACUGCAAUUAGCAUCCACAGUGUCAGUCGGCCAUGGAAGGGAGGAAUUGAAGGACCAGGAGAAGCAGCAGGUAGUAGCAACCUGAGAUGAAGCCGCUCGUCCUCUGCUUAAGCUGGUUCGAACUAGCCUUCUUCCUCGCCGCCCUCCGGCCCAUGUUUGCCGCCGCUUCUUUGAUUACAGCAACAAUAACAUCAACAAACCCGUAGACUGUCAAUCUCCCUGAAUUCAUAUCUCCGCUUUCGUGUGGAAGAGGCUGAUUUUUUCCCAGGAUCUGUGGUGAAACAAAGGACCCAUUUACCUGCGGCAUAUACGCUCGAGAAAACUGAAGUUCCUAUCCUUUCUUCUCUGCUAUCCUCCCUCUCCCGUUGCAGAGAAGCAGAAUAAUGGAGCUGGGCAUCGUCCUGCGCCCGAGUUGCAGAGUGGUAUCCCUCCCGGUUCCUCCUUCGUCGAGCUGUAGAUCUUCUCCUUCUCUUUUUCCCCUCUGUAAGAGCCACCCGCAGAGGCUCCGCGCUUCCUUCGCUACUCAUCCUCUUCUCCUGCGAAGCUCGUGGCUGUCGCUUCGUGAGAGUAAGGGUUCUCGACCGGGUCGCAUUUCCGGUGAGCUCACUCUCCGCGUCUCAUCUUUCCAGCAAAUCCGGCUCUUGGUUCCAAGUUGUGCAAGGGCAUCAACUGUCAAGACUGACCCAUCUUUAGUGUUGAAGACCAAAGCAGUAGAGAUAUCCUAUGGGCUGAAAGGCGCAUCCUUGUUUCUUGUUGGAAUGAAUGGCUCAAUGAAGACCAACUUGGGGAAAUUAUUAGCAGAAGAUUUGAGGUACUGCUACUUUGACAGUGAUAGCAUAGUGGAGCAAGCUUUUGGUGGUGAGUCUGCUGCCAAAUCCCUCCGUGAGGAAGAUGAAAAGGGCUAUCGUCAAUCUGAGACUGAAGUACUCAAGCAGCUAUCGUCGAUGGGCCGCCUUGUAGUUUGUGCUGGAGAUGGUGCUGUUCAAAGCUCCGAUAAUCUGGCAUUGUUGAGACAUGGGAUUUCCAUCUGGAUAGAGACUCCCAUAACUCUCUUAGCAAAGGAAAUAACAGAAAAUGGAAAUCAAUGUCCAUCAUCAUGGGGGGUAUCAGCUUCAGAUUCAUAUGCCGAGGUGAUGGAAAAGCUAGCAAAGGUGUAUGAAGAAAUGAAAGGAGGUUAUGCCACUGCUGAUGUCACAGUUUCACUUCAAAGGGUGGCUACAAGAUUAGGCUGUGAAAAAUUGGAAGAAGUGACAGCCCACGACAUGGCUAUGGAGGUUCUGAAUGAAUUAGAGAAGCUGACGAGAGUUAAAAAAAUGAUGGAAGAAGCUGGUAGACCAUUUUGAUCUUCUUGUCCGUACCUGUACAGUAAAGACUCGAGCUGGUGCAGAGCUUCUCCAAAUGCCAUCUUCUCACUGCUCCUGUACUCUCCAAUGUGUCUCGCCCAGCUCUUAGAUAAUUCUACUUCCAUCAAUUUUUGUUUUUGUAACAAGAUCCACUAGUUGGUGCCAAAGUUUCGUAUGAUUUUUAUACUGCCUGUAUUUUUUGAAGAAAAUGAGAAGAAAACAAACUUGUACCUGCUUUGAAUGGGGCUUUUUCUCA